CAGGAAACCUCAUUGUUUUCUACUUUCUCUUUACACUAUAUAAGCAUGUAUCCUCUCCCUCAAUUCUUCAUCAAUUCUCUCCAUUAUUCUUUCUAUUCUGUUCUUGAGAAAGUGAGGAGUGCGAUGGUGCUGUCCGGAGAAGUUGAGGUCGCCAGAGCAAGCCAUGGUGUUCGCCGGAAGUUUCGCCGUUUUUCCGCCGGAAUCAUCGUUUCACUUCAAA
Messenger RNA from Cuscuta campestris, 220 nucleotides. The record is from the annotation of a GenBank genome assembly. Lineage: Eukaryota; Viridiplantae; Streptophyta; Magnoliopsida; Solanales; Convolvulaceae.